Ziziphus jujuba (common jujube) is the source of this 945-nucleotide messenger RNA. Its product is annotated as large ribosomal subunit protein eL15. Gene Ontology annotation, biological process: cytoplasmic translation. Lineage: Eukaryota; Viridiplantae; Streptophyta; Magnoliopsida; Rosales; Rhamnaceae. The record is from RefSeq and is a predicted model, not a curated record. The coding region runs from base 68 to 748 and encodes 226 amino acids. The transcript has 4 exons. Gene Ontology annotation, molecular function: RNA binding; structural constituent of ribosome. Gene Ontology annotation, cellular component: ribosome; cytosolic large ribosomal subunit.
AUUUUGUAAUGAAGAAUGAACGGCCCAGAUUCAAAAUCUCCGAUCCCCCUUCUCCUUUAUAAAGCUUAUGUUCCAAAACCCUAGCACCGUUUUGUGCGAACCGAAAACCUCUCUCAGUCCCUGCGCACAGACAAUGGGGGCCUACAAGUAUGUGUCUGAGCUAUGGAGGAAGAAGCAGUCGGACGUCAUGAGGUUCCUGCAGAGGGUGAGGUGUUGGGAGUACCGCCAGCAUCCUUCCAUCGUUCGAGUUACAAGGCCCACACGGCCCGACAAGGCUCGCCGUUUGGGUUACAAGGCUAAGCAGGGUUAUGUAGUUUAUCGUGUGCGUGUCAGGCGCGGUGGUAGAAAGAGACCAGUUCCUAAGGGAAUUGUUUAUGGAAAGCCUACCAACCAGGGUGUCACUCAACUGAAAUUUCAACGCAGCAAGAGGUCAGUUGCUGAGGAACGUGCUGGUCGGAAGCUAGGAGGUCUCAGGGUGCUCAAUUCCUACUGGCUUAAUGAGGAUUCAACUUACAAGUAUUUUGAGGUAAUACUUGUUGAUGUUGCCCAUAAUGCCAUCCGGAAUGACCCAAGAAUCAACUGGCUGGCUAACCCUGUUCACAAGCAUAGGGAGCUUCGUGGUCUUACGUCUGCUGGCAAGAAAUACAGGGGACUGCGUGGAAAGGGACACUUGCACCACAAGGCAAGACCUUCCCGCAGGGCUACCUGGAAGAGAAACAACACCCUCUCCCUUCGUCGCUAUCGUUGAUUUUUCUUUGUGUCGUUGUGUGUUACGUCUUUUGGUUUUUUUUCUAGAUAUUGUCUGGAGGAGAUUAAAGUUAAUUUUGGUUUUGAAGUUUUGAUUUAGAUGAAUUAUGUUAUCUAAUUAUCCAGUUAAGAGACUUGAGAAUACAUUUGUUUCACGACUCACCCCUGCGGUGAAUGGCAUAUCAUGUUCAUGUCUUA